CCUAGAGCGGGGCGGCGUGCGCCUGCGCGGGGCGCUCCGCAGGCCAGAGGCGGCGGGGGCGUCCGGGCGGCGGGGACCAUAGUGUGCGGAGUGUUAGGUUGCCUCUGUCACCGGCACCUUGGACGCUUAACCGACUGAGCCUCCCAGGCGCCCCAAGUGAUGUUUAUCUUUUAUGAAAGUUUCCUGUGGGCCUAGUACAGCCUGACUCAUUACAAAUCCUGUUAACACGCACGCCCACGACGACUCCGGAGAGGCUGAGAGCAAGCGUCCACCCGGAAGGAGUGAUACCGGAAGUGAAAGUAAUCCCGUGUGUGUCGGGCUGAAAUGUAGCAGGUCACAGAGAGUUCCGGCUACAGUAAGGAAAGCUGUCCUACUUAUAUUUCUUAGAAUCUGGUUUACGUGUGCUGCUCUGGCGCAGGCUUAGUAUCACUUAUGACCUGCCGACUCUUGAGAAUUGUCCUUAGAGUACCGACUAAUCCUGGUCUUGUGGUGGGUGACGGAGAAGACUUGCCAUUCUCAGAUGCUGAGAUGAAUCGUCACCUGUGUGCUUGGCUUUUUAGACUUUCAUCUCGUAAUGGUUACCACCAGUGCCACAUCCACCCCCAGUCUCAUCAGUUUACACAGAGACAUUUUGAUACAAGACUGUGGGUUUUUAGACAAAACAGGCAUCCCGUUCUCCAUCAUCUGUUAAAUAAGAAUUGUCCCAGGAGAUAUUGUCAUCAAGACACCAGGAUGCUGUGGAAGCAUAAAGCACUACAGAAAUAUAUGGAGGACCUGAGUAAGGAGCACCAUAUGCUUGAUCAGUGUUUGCAGCAAGUGUCUCUGAAUGAAGGGGACCGAAGAGCCUUGAAUAGAAGGCAUGCCGAGUUGGCACCACUCGCAGCCAUUUACCAAGAAAUUCAGGAGGCUGAGCAAGCAAUUGAAGAAUUAGAUUCAAUGUGUAGAAAUCUAAAUCAACAAGAUGAAAAGCAGUUACAAGAACUUGCAUUGGAAGAGAGACAAACCAUGGUUCAAAAAAUCAAUAUGUUAUACAGUGAGCUUUUCCAGAGUCUAGUGCCAAAGGAGAAAUAUGACAAAAAUGACGUUCUUUUAGAGGUGACAUCUGGAAGAACUACUGGAGGUGAUAUCUGCCAGCAGUUUACCCGGGAAAUAUUUGAUAUGUACCAGAAUUAUUCAAGCUAUAAAAACUGGAAAUUUGAACUUCUGAAUUAUACACCAGCUGAUUACGGUGGGCUACAUCAUGCAGCUGCCCGAAUUUCUGGUGACAGUGUAUAUAAGCAUUUGAAGUAUGAAGGUGGGAUUCACCGAGUUCAACGAAUCCCCGAGGUGGGCCUGUCAUCAAGAAUGCAGCGUAUUCACACAGGAACCAUGUCAGUCAUUGUCCUCCCUCAACCAGAUGAGGUAGAUGUAAAAAUAGACCCCAAGGAUUUGCGAAUAGAUACAUUUCGAGCCAAAGGAGCAGGAGGUCAGCAUGUUAAUACAACUGAUAGUGCUGUCAGACUCGUCCAUGUCCCCACAGGGCUUGUAGUAGAAUGCCAACAAGAACGAUCACAGAUAAAAAAUAAAGAGAUAGCUUUGCGUGUGUUGAGAGCUAGACUCUACCAGCAGAUUAUUGAGAAAGACAAAUGUCAGCAACAAAGUACUAGAAAACUGCAGGUGGGAACAAGAGCCCAGUCAGAGAGAAUUCGGACAUAUAAUUUCACCCAGGAUAGAGUCACUGACCACAGGAUAGCAUAUGAAGUUCGUGAUAUUAAGGAAUUUUUAUGUGGAGAGAAGCAUCUGGAUCAGCUAAUUCAAAGACUACUUCAUUCAGCAGACGAAGAAGCCAUUACUGAAUUUUUGGAUGAAAACCUUAAAUCAGCAAAAUAAAUGCUGAUUUAUUAUAGAUUCUUCUAUAAAUGAAACAGACCUAUCUCAAGAAGCAGCUGUUCAUAAAGUGCAGCUAAAAUUACACAGUACGUACAAAUAUAUUUUUUAAUGAAUUAAGUCACAUUUCUUCACCUAAGAAUUUAUAAAAUACAGUCCCAACUCUUCAAGCAGAAAACAAGCAUGCAAUGAACAUUGCAAAAAACAAAAAAAUAAGCAUGUAUUUUUGAAAAGAGAAAUAAAGUAUUGGGAAUUGAUUAUGUAAUAUAGGUCACUUCUUCUCUUUUAUAUGCCUUUUUUUUUUUUUGAGAGAGAGAGAGAGGACGUGCAAGUUGGGGAGAGGGGCAGAGAGAGAGGGACAAAGAAUCUCAAACAGGCUCCAUGCAUGAACUGGGGCUCGAUCUCAUGACCCCGGGAUCAUAACCUGAGCCAAAACUAAGACUUGGACGCUCAACCAGCUGAGCCACCCAGGCACCCCCAAACAUGCCUUUUUUUUAACCAUCUAUAAAUUAAACACAUUUUCCAUUUAUUACUUCAGGAUUUUACCACAUGGUAAAAUUUAGUGAUACAAGAUUUAUAAACUUCUUUGUAAACCCCUAUUUAAAGAAAAAGUAUUAUUAACCAUGUUAAAAUUAGGCUUUAAACUGCUACUUUUUUUUAUUUUCGCUCUUUGAACUAAUUUUUCUUAGUUUUUUUUUAAUAUUGGUUUAUUUUUGAGAGAGAGAGAGAGAGAGAGAGAGAGACAAAGUGUGAGCAGGGGAGGGGCAGAGAGAGAGAGGAAGACACAGAAUCCGGAGCAGGCUCCAGGCUCCGAGCUGUCAGCACAAAGCCCAACGCGGGGCUCGAACCCACAAACCACGAGAUCAUGACCUGAGCCAAAGUUGGACACUUAACUGACUGAGCCACCCAGGCGCCCCAACCUGCUACUUUUAAAUAAAAAAUAAAUAUUGUGAAGAAUAUGAGUCAAAAAUAA
This is a messenger RNA of Acinonyx jubatus (cheetah), 2839 nucleotides long. RefSeq names its product mitochondrial translation release factor 1 (gene MTRF1). Gene Ontology annotation, molecular function: translation release factor activity. The transcript is spliced from 12 exons. Lineage: Eukaryota; Metazoa; Chordata; Mammalia; Carnivora; Felidae. The record is from RefSeq and is a predicted model, not a curated record. Gene Ontology annotation, biological process: translational termination. The coding region runs from base 433 to 1869 and encodes 478 amino acids.